UUGAUAAUGAUAAUGGUAAAUUCAUAAUAAAUAACUUAUCCGCAAAAAUAAAGUGAAUUUGGUAUUGCAAACUGUAACUUCCGUAGUUUGGAGUAUAAUAUAUGCUUAUCCAUCGCUCUAAGAAACGUCAUUGAUAAACACGACCCGGAAAUCUUCAAAAUUCUUAAUAAGCAAUUUGGUCACGUAUUUUCAAUUAUUCUACAUACGUGACGCCCUCAUACAAGUUUGAAUCGUGCGUCAACAUGGUUUGUGUGCCUUGCUUCAUUAUCCCUGUGCUGCUGCUCAUCUGGCAUAGAUUUAUCCAGCCAUACGUGCUUCGUUUCUGGAAUCCUUGGGCAGUCAAGGACGCGGACGGCAACGUAGUGAAGACGGAAGCCCCGUUCAGUUGUGAAGGAGGAGUUUGUAUGUUUGGAAAGAAGAAGUUGGAAAACAAAGCAGAUGAAGAUAAGGGCAGCGAAGCGUCAAAAGACGACAAAGAAAAGUGUAAUGAGCGUAUAAAAGCAGAAUAGUUUGUUGAUGUUUCCAUUGUUUCUUAAUAUAUGUUGUUUUGUUAGUUUAUGCACUUGGCAUUUACCUUGUAACUGUACAUACUCUGUAGAAUCGAUCGCAAUAUUCGCUUUUCCACUCUCUUUUCUGUGCUUAACGAUCCACACUCUCCUGAGUACCUCAAAUCCUUAUUUCAAUACUACGGCAUUUCUCGCGACCGCCAACUUCGCUCUUCUGGCAAUAUGUCUGUCCAUCCCUCUUCACCGAACCGGGUUCAUGUUCACUGUGCCUUUGGAACGGACUUCCUUUUAACAUAAAAAAUGCGCCAAAUAAGUCCACGUUCAAAAAAUCCUUACGUGCUUUCUAUGCCAGCGGAAUGAAAGUUUCUUAGUAUAUUUUUAUUAGUUUCAUAAUGAGUCUCGUCGUUAUUUAUAUAUAGUAUAUAUGUAUAUUAUAUUUGUAUAUAUGUAAUUAUAUGUCAUUUUUAUUUUAUUUUUGCUGUCGUAUUUGUAGCACUGCCCACAAUCUCUCUGCUUAACCUUAAGGUUGACUGGUAGAGAAUGCCUUAUGGCAUUAAGUCCACCUUUUGUACUGUAAGGUUUUUCUUUUGUGCAAUAAAGAUUAAAUAAAUAAAUAAAUACUGUAUACCUA
Molecule: messenger RNA, 1137 nt
Organism: Cydia strobilella
Lineage: Eukaryota; Metazoa; Arthropoda; Insecta; Lepidoptera; Tortricidae
Product: UPF0729 protein AAEL015238
Exons: 1
Coding region: 243-509 (88 amino acids)
Source: RefSeq, a predicted model, not a curated record